Theileria parva strain Muguga is the source of this 1376-nucleotide messenger RNA. RefSeq names its product putative integral membrane protein. Bases 462 to 1376 code for a protein of 304 amino acids. The transcript is spliced from 3 exons. The record is from RefSeq and is a predicted model, not a curated record. NCBI's taxonomy places the organism in Eukaryota, Apicomplexa, Aconoidasida, Piroplasmida, Theileriidae.
CCUUACCAUCAGCCUUACCAUCAGCCCUAGCAUCAGUCUUCUCAUCAGACUUAGCAUCAGCCUUCUCAUCUUCUACUUUCUUUAGAACAAACUUGUCGAUCUGCCCAUCGUCCUUGAAAAUAGCCACCAUCUCACGAACAUUCUGGUCUCCCUCACCCUACACCACCAGUGAUCAUAAUUAUUUUUGUUAAUUUUUAUCUUCUAUUGUAGGCCGUGAAAUUAAUGUUAAAGUAUGUUUAAGGUGUAUAUUUAUUAGUAUCUGUUAUUAGCUCACCCUGUUCAUUUUUAAAUUAGAUUAAUAUGCCAUCCGAUAACUAACAUGUCAAAAUAAUUUUUUAAUUUACAGAAAUAUUUGAGCGAUUACAAUUUUAGAUUCGUUAAUUGGCUGAAAAAUUGUAAAUGUGCAACUCAACGCACUAUAAGAUUCCAUAUACGCUUCAUUUGUAUAUUUCUCUGAAAUUAUGAGGAAUAAACUCAAUAAUUUAAUCAGUAUUAGAACUUUAAACAGUUUUAAAUUCUCCAAGGGCAGGGAUCUGGCGAAAUCCUGGGAAUCUGUUCGUAAUUACGACUGUGUUUACCUGAACCUCCAUAAACUUGACUAUAACUUGCUAGUAACUGGUAAUAAAUUUGUCAAAAAACAGUUUGGCGAGUAUUUGGCCAUUUUGGAUCAAAUUAAAAAAUUUAACAAGAAAUUGGUCCUAAUUGGACUCAGCCGGAAGGCUGAACUUGCAUCCUUCGGCGAUGUCGUCAUGAACAACCAACUAGAACUCUUUAACCUAUUCCUUCUCCUCUUUCAAUUCCAAAACAACUUACUUCUCGAUAAAAGAGGAGUUGAGUUGUUGAGGAGGAAGUGCCCGAAUAUAUAUAAGCUGUUUGUUCAUAAGGCUAACUACUAUUACAGCCAGAUUUUACACCAUUUAAAAUCAUCGCAUAACGAGCGGAUCUUAAUAGUCAUUGACGAGUAUUUGGAGAAUUUUAUCGAUUUAAAGGAAAAAAUCCGACUUGACACUGAUAGUUUUGACUUUACUCACAGUUUUGACUUCACUCAUAGUUUUGACUUUACUGAUAGUUUUAACUUUAAUGACAGUUUUAACUUUAAUGACAGUUUUAACUUUAAUGACAGUUUUGACUUUAAUGACACUUUUAAGUUUACUGAAGACAUGAGGAACUGGUCCCUUUUCCUAUGCUUUUACAUUUUUUUACCCUUUUUAACACUUUCUUCUGCAGUUUUGUACGGGGUUGUAAAUUACUUCUACUCCAUUAACAGGGAUAAAUUCAUCUCAAUCACAAUUCAGGACGACGCAAUUAAUUCUCGAAAGAACAGAGAAAUUAAACUAAAUAAAAAUAUUCAAUUCUACGACACACGGCGGGAUUAA